Messenger RNA from Oryza sativa Japonica Group (Japanese rice), 1380 nucleotides. RefSeq lists its product as uncharacterized. Gene Ontology annotation, biological process: DNA alkylation repair; regulation of DNA-templated transcription. Lineage: Eukaryota; Viridiplantae; Streptophyta; Magnoliopsida; Poales; Poaceae. The record is from RefSeq and is a predicted model, not a curated record. Gene Ontology annotation, cellular component: nucleus.
CAUUUCAACACUGGAACCGCAUGUACAGUUUGUAAACCUUGGGACCAGUUGACCGGCCGACCGAACGCCCAAACUGACACCGAGUUGCUUGCUGACGCACUCACUGUCACUGACGUAGAUAGGCGCCGGCGAACUGCAGCCGCUAGCGGCUAAGGCCAAGGCUCACCGGCCAAAUCGCCGCCGCCGCGUGGCCUUCCCCACCAACCACUCCGGCGAGCUCGCUUUCUUCUCCACCGACUCCCACUAUGUCUGCUUUCCCUUUCCCCUCCCUCCCCCAAUAUAUCUCCUCCUCCUCCCCUCCUCGCCGUCGCGGCAACCAGUAAAAAUCCAAUCUUUUCCUCCUCCGUAGGCUGUUGACAGUCCAAUGUCUAGCUUCACUCACUUCAUCUCGCUUCCGUUGGGUAUCCACCCACAACUUGUUGAUAAGCUGAAUGAAUUCAAGAGGUCAAUCCUGACUUCUAAUGAAUAUAAAGCUGCAGGUUUCCGCAUCGACGAGUCAAUAUUUGCUAUUCCCGAAUCACUUCACCUAACGGUUCUUAUGUUGGAGCUAAAGGGUGAGAACAUUGCUAAGGCUUCCAGUGUGCUCCAGUCAGUAUCGGACAAACUAAUGGAAGCCUUGAAAAACAGACCUAUCUCCAUACAGCUUAGAGGUCUGGCAUGCAUGAAAGGCUCACCAGAUAAGGCCUGGGUAGUAUAUGCUCCUGUGCUGGAAGUUGGUGAACAGGGACGCCUACAACAAGUUUGCGACAUUAUAAUUGAUGCCUUUACCAGCUCAAACCUAGCACCUACAAGUGAUGAGAAGCGAGAACUGAAGUUGCACGCUACCGUGAUGAAUGCAAGGUUCAGGAAGGGCUACUGUCCGGAUGCUUCAUUUGAUGCUCGGAAGAUAUUCGAAAAAUACGCGGAACAUGAAUGGGGCGAAUAUCUCAUUCCCGAGAUUCAUCUUUGUCAGACACGCAGGUUUGAUGAAAGUGGACACUACUACUGCUGCUCUUCGCUUCCCUUGCCCGGGAAUAUGCAAGCGGAGCGAGCCUCGGAAUAACCAUUUCAUCCCCCAAGGAUGAAACUGCGGUUUACUAUUACUGAACCAAUAAUGUGCCAUUGUUGGUGUGGCAUUCUUGAGUGAGUGAGUUCAUAUAGGUCUUUUCUUUUGAUAGUGGAAUAAGCAGCCAUGCAUAAUCCUGUGUGGCAACUCUUCGGUUUUUUUUCCUUCUUAAUAUGAAGCAGGAGCUACCUGCACUCCUUUAUGAGGUUUAGUACCUCAAAAAUAAUCCUGUAUGGUGUUGUAAACCUGUUGUUGGUCUGGACCUUGUACAAUCACACUACUGCAAGUUUAUUUCUCUGUUGUUUUUACUAAUAUAUCUUCAGUUUGAACUCAUC